This is a messenger RNA of Mercurialis annua (annual mercury), 1075 nucleotides long. Its product is annotated as probable calcium-binding protein CML41. The coding region runs from base 116 to 700 and encodes 194 amino acids. The transcript has a single exon. Gene Ontology annotation, molecular function: calcium ion binding; enzyme regulator activity. The record is from RefSeq and is a predicted model, not a curated record. NCBI's taxonomy places the organism in Eukaryota, Viridiplantae, Streptophyta, Magnoliopsida, Malpighiales, Euphorbiaceae.
UUGCAACUUCCAUGAAACUGCCUGAAACUUCAUAUAUCUUCCAAAGACAAAACCCUAAAUUUUCUUCCUAUUUAAGCAUCACAUUUUCUUUGUAAAGUAACUAAAAAUAUCUCAAAUGGCAAAAUAUAAUAUCCCAAAACCAAACAAAUGGUUCUCCAACAAAGGUCUUAGGUCAAGUCUCACUCGUAGUUCAUCAACCCUAAGUUCAUCUCCUCCAUCUCCUAUGUCCCCAUGCACGCCAAAAAACAAUGCAACAAAGAUUAAAGACGAGUUAAAAGAAGUUUUUCGCCAUUUCGAUUCGGACGGGGACGAAAAGAUUUCGGCAUUGGAGCUUAGGUCAUUUUUUGGUUCGGUUGGUGAGUAUAUGUCACAUGAAGAAGCUGAAACUGUGAUCAAUGAUCUUGAUUCUGAUGGAGAUAAGUUGAUGGAUUUUAGUGAUUUUUUGAAGUUAAUGAAAAUUGAAAAUGAUGAUCAUGAUCAUGAUCAUGAUCAUGAUCAAGAUGAUGAUCUUAAGAAGGCAUUUGAAAUGUUUGAAUUGGAGAAAGGAUCGGGGUGUAUAACACCUAGAGGAUUGCAAAAAAUGCUUCAUCGAUUAGGUGAUUCGAAAUCUUAUGAUGAAUGUGUUGCUAUGAUUCAUGUGUUUGACAUUGAUGGUAAUGGUGUUCUUGAUUAUCAUGAAUUUUAUCAGAUGAUGGCAUAGUUAAUUAAUUAAUUAAAUUAUUAGAUUAAUUGUAAAAAUAGGAUAUAUAAAUAUAUGUAUAUGUAUAAUGUGUGAAAGAUUAAUAUUAUGCAAGUAUAUGGUGGAUUGGUUAAUUAAAGAGAAGAAGAAAAAAAGCAAAGAAAGAGGGAAUAAAGAGAGAUGCUAUUUUAUUACUAUAUUUGUUUUGGUUUCUUCUCUUUUGUUUAGGAAUUUAUUCUUCCAUUGCAUAUAUUCAAUAUAAAAGAAAUUGCUUGUGAAAUUCAGUACGGAAACAAAGCAAUGUAUCUAUAUCUUUUGGGUUACUGAACUUAUAAAAUGAAAAUUUUAUUGUACUCCCUCCCUCCCAUUUUAAUUAAAUAAAUUUUCUAUUUUGGA